Messenger RNA from Gymnogyps californianus (California condor), 2633 nucleotides. RefSeq names its product ras GTPase-activating protein 4-like. Gene Ontology annotation, biological process: regulation of GTPase activity; intracellular signal transduction. The record is from RefSeq and is a predicted model, not a curated record. NCBI's taxonomy places the organism in Eukaryota, Metazoa, Chordata, Aves, Accipitriformes, Cathartidae.
AUGGCCCGGCGGAGCGCGCUCUCCAUCCGCAUCGUGGAGGGCAGGAACCUGCCCGCCAAGGACAUCACGGGGAGCAGCGACCCGUACUGCAUCGUGAAGAUCGACGAUGAGGCCAUCAUCCGGACUGCCACGGUGUGGAAGACGCUGUCCCCGUUCUGGGGGGAGGAGUACGAGGUGCACCUCCAGCCCACCUUUCACAGCGUCUCCAUCUACGUCAUGGAUGAGGAUGCGCUCAGCCGCGAUGACGUUAUUGGGAAGGUCUGCAUCACCCGGGACAUGCUGGCGGAGCACCCCAAGGGCUACAGCGGCUGGGUGAGCCUCAGCGAGGUGGACCCUGACGAGGAGGUGCAGGGGGAGAUCCACCUGCGGGUGGAGGUCCUGGGGAGCCAGGGCAGCCGGCGGCUGCUGUGCUGCACCGUGCUGGAGGCCAGGGAUUUGGCCAGGAAGGACCGGAACGGUGCCUCCGACCCCUUUGUCCGCCUGCGCUACAACGGGAAGGCGCAGGAGAGCACCGUGGUCAAGAAAUCCUGCUACCCCCGCUGGAACGAGACCUUCGAGUUCGAGCUGGCCGAGCCCGCCGGGGAGAAGCUGUGCGUGGAGGUGUGGGACUGGGACCUCGUCGGUAGGAACGACUUCCUGGGCAAGGUGGUGUUCAGCGUGCAGGGGCUGGAGGCAGCCGGGCAGGAGGAGGGCUGGUUCAGGCUGCAGCCAGACAAGUCCAAGCCAAGGGAGGACGAGCACCGAGCCAGCCUGGGCUCGCUGCAGCUGCAGGUGAGGCUGCGGGAUGAGAUGGUGCUGCCCUCCCACUGCUACCAGCCCCUGGUCCAGCUCCUGUGCCAGGAGGUGAAGUCGGGGCGCCAGGACGGCCAAGUGCACCUGGUCACCCUCCUGGAUGAAACCACCACGGCCGAGUGCCGGCAGGAGGUCGCCAUCAACUUGGUUAAACUCUUCCUGGGCCAAGGGCUGGUCAAGGAAUUCCUGGACCUGCUCUUCGAGCUGGAGCUGGCCAAGCCCUGUGAGCCCAACACUUUGUUCCGGAGCAACUCCCUGGCUUCAAAAUCGAUGGAGUCCUUCCUCAAGGUGACGGGGAUGCCGUACCUGCAUGCCGUCCUGGGACCCACCAUCACCCGUGUGUUCGAGGAGAAGAAGUACGUGGAGCUGGACCCCGGCAAGGUGGAGAUCAAAGACGUCGGGUGCUCGGGGCUGCACCGGGUGCAGACGGAGGGCGAGGUGAUCGAGCAGGGCCGCCAGCACCUCCAGUCCUACCUGAGCGAACUGCUGGACGCCAUCGUCAAGUCGGUCCCGGCGUGUCCCCCCAUCAUCCGCGCCACUUUCCGGCAGCUCUUCCGGCGCGUUGGGGAGCGCUUCCCCCAGCACCAGCACGCCAAGUUCGUGGCCGUCACCAGCUUCCUCUGCCUCCGCUUCUUCUCGCCGGCCAUCAUGACCCCCAAGCUCUUCCAUCUGCGGGAGACACAUGCUGACGCACGCACCAGCCGCACGCUGCUGCUCCUGGCCAAGGUGGGACGGGGGGGGAUGUUGGGGAGGGGGGGGAGUGUCACCCAGGUGGGGUUUUUGGGGUGCGGCUGCUUCCCAUUGGGGACGGCUGGGUCCCCUGCCAGUGACGCCGCCAUCCCUGGGGGUCUCCAGGCUGUCCAGAUGGUGGGCAACAUGGAGCCGGCGGCCGGGCGGGCCAAGGAGGCCUGGCUGGCCCCGCUGCUGCCUGCUCUGCAGCAGGGCAUCGCCCAGAUGAAGGACUUCAUCGCCCGGCUGGUGGGGACGGAGGAAGAGGAGGAGGAGGAGGAAGGUGAGGGUCGGCCGCUGGGCCCCCCUGCUGCAGUGGUGAAGGAGGGGCUGCUCUUCGUCCACAAGACACGGGGCAAGGGGCCGCUGCUCGCUGCCGCUGCCAAGAAACUCCACUUCUGCCUCACCGGGGAGGCCCUCAGCUUCGGCAAGAGCCCCGGUGCCGAGCGUAGCGGCACCAUCGCCCUGGCCGACAUCCUCGCUGCCGAGAAGGUGGAGGAGAAGAGCUUCGGGAGCUCCCAUGUCAUGCAGGUGGUCUAUGUGGGUGCGGGCGGGCAGCAGGAGACAGCCUACCUCCAGUGCAAGUGUGUCAACGAGCUGAACCAGUGGCUGUCGGCCCUGCGCAAGGUGUGCGUCAACAACCCCCGCGUGCUCCGUGCCUACCACCCCGGCGUCUUCCGCGGGGACAAGUGGAGCUGCUGUCACCAGAGGGAGAGGACAGGGCUGGGGUGCGACCGGACCCGGCAUGGCGUCACCCUGCAGGACUGGGGUGACCCCCUGGACCCCGCGGUGGAGGCGCAGCGCCUCUUCCAGCACCUCCAGGGCCUCCGAGGGACCCUCAGGGAAAAGUACUGGGAGCUGCUGGAGCCAGAGGAUGCCCAAAAUGGCCCCCGGGGUGAAGGUGCCCCCCUGCCCGAGAGGCUGAGCCGGCUCUUCGGGGUGCUGGGGGACCUGGAGGGCUGCCACCGCCUGGCGCAGCCCCGCCCUCCGACCCCCACCCUGCUGCAGCAGCUGCAGACUUGAGGGGCCCCGUGCCCCCCAGCCCUGGGGGGUCGGGGUCCCCACGCCUCGGGGACCGUGGCGGUGGCAAUAAAGGCACUUUGUACCCUGCA